Molecule: messenger RNA, 3059 nt
Organism: Hemibagrus wyckioides
Lineage: Eukaryota; Metazoa; Chordata; Actinopteri; Siluriformes; Bagridae
Gene: dhx58
Product: DEXH (Asp-Glu-X-His) box polypeptide 58
Exons: 12
Coding region: 231-2267 (678 amino acids)
Biological process (GO): positive regulation of interferon-beta production; response to virus; innate immune response
Cellular component (GO): cytoplasm
Molecular function (GO): zinc ion binding; double-stranded RNA binding; ATP binding
Source: RefSeq, a predicted model, not a curated record
CCCCCCUAGACUGGGCCCUUGCUUUACAUUCCUUGUUUAUAGUUUCGUUUCUUAGACCGAAAGGCAACUCGCUUAAAGAGCUGAACAGAUGAUUCCUCUUCACAACACGGCACAGUUCGUACCCUGACAGGUCUGUGAAAAGCAGUGGAGGCUUGACGGUGCUUGGUUUCAACCUUCCGAUCUAAUUCCCCCCUUGUCUUAACCACUGAUCUACCAGCGGUUGUGUAGAGAUGGAGGAGAUAUCGCUGAGGCCGUACCAGCGCGAGGUGGUCGAGGCUGCUUUGAGAAAGGAGAACAGCAUCAUCUGGCUGCCCACAGGUGGAGGAAAGACUCGGGCUGCUGUCUACGUGGCCAAAAGACAUCUCGAGACUCAUCCCAAUCCUAAGGUUGCUGUUCUCGUCAACAAGGUGCACCUGGUGGAUCAACACUUUCAGAAAGAGUUCCGGCCCUACCUGGGUAGCUCGGUGAAGAUGGUGCCGAUCAGUGGGGACAGUAACGAGAAGGACUUUUUCGGUUGCGUGGUCAGGGACUCGAGUCUGGUCAUCUGUACAGCUCAGAUCUUGGAGAAUGCCUUAAUAAACACAGAGGAGAGCAAGCAUGUGGAGCUCACAGACUUCACACUGCUGAUCAUCGACGAGUGCCAUCACACUCAUAAGGAUGGGGUGUACAAUAAAAUCAUGGCACGCUAUGUGAAAAAGAAGCUUGCAGGGGUGAGAGAUCUGCCUCAGAUCCUGGGUCUUACUGCUUCACCAGGUACCGGAGGAGCCAGAACUCUGGAGGGUGCCAUCGAACACGUCCUGCAGAUCUGUGCAAACCUGGACUCUGUUAUCGUGUCGGCUGAAUAUAAUAAGCCAGAGCUUAAAGAGGUGGUUCCCAGACCUACAAAGAACUAUGACAUCGUAGAUGUGCGGCUUUGGGACCCAUUUGGUGAUCAUCUGAAAAUGAUGAUGAAGCUGAUUCACGAGUUCAUGAUGCUAGACCCAGCGUUCACUUUGCGGGAGAUGGGCACUCAGGAGUAUGAAGCUGAUGUGGUGGAGCUGGAAAAGAAAGGUGCGAAGGAGAAGAACAGGUUGUGGGCCCAGUGUGCACUCCACCUGCGGAAAUUUAACGAUGCCCUGCUCAUUAACGACACCGUGCGCAUGGUGGACGCUCUGAGGCUUCUAGAGGAGUUUUACGAAACCCAGACAAGAAAUGUGCUGGACUUCACUGAUGAAUACCUCACAGCACUGUUCGAAGAGAACAGAGUGGAGCUAAAGGAACUUGCAUCCAGUAUACUCAAUGAGAAUCCCAAACUGGAACAGCUGCAGCGUACCCUACUGGACCAGUUCCAAGACAAGAACUCACGUGGUAUCAUUUUUGCCAAAACUCGUGAGAUCACACGCUGCCUGUACGACUGGGUGCGUACUAACCCGGAGCUACGGCGUGCUAAGAUCCGUGCUGCUAACCUGGUCGGAGCUGGAACCGGAGCCACCCACAUGACACAGAGGGAGCAAAAAGACACCAUUCAGACAUUUCGAAACGGAGACCUCAACCUCCUCAUCUCUACCAGCGUGGCAGAGGAAGGUCUCGACAUCCCAGAAUGCAACGUGGUGAUCCGCUACGGGCUUCUGACCAAUGAGAUCGCACAGCAGCAGGCCAGUGGGCGGGCCAGAGCCAAGAACAGUGUCUAUUCAGUGGUGGCACAGGCAGGUGGGCGGGAGAUGCGUAGGGAGAGAACCAAUGAAUGCCUGGAGGAGUUAACUGGCCGAGCGAUCGCUCACGUGCAGCGCAUGAAUCGCAGGGAAUUUCGCUUAAAGAUAACCGAGUUGCAACAGGAGGCAUUGAUGGCACGCAUCCUGGAGGCCAAUGAGAAGGAGCAGCGGAGGAUGCGGUACAACCCUGCUGAGGUGACCUUGGACUGCCGUGGCUGCUACAAAACUGUCACCCGUGGAAGUGACAUCAGACUCGUGAACGACUCGCAGUACGUCAACAUCAAUCCGGAUUUUGAGAGGUUAUAUAAGGUGGGAGGUCAAGUUUAUCUGGAACGGAAAUUUGAAGAUUGGGAGCCGGGUCGUACCAUCAGCUGUGCAGCAUGUGGACAGGCUUGGGGGAUGGAGGUGAAGUUAAAGAAUGUGGUGUUGCCAUGUCUAAGGAUAGAGGGCUUUGUGAUAGCGACUCCUAAAGGUAGAGGUCCAGUCAAACAGUGGAAGAAAGUAGAGUUCAAGGUGGAGGAGUUUGACUUUGUUCAGUACGUGAAAAAACGCUUCCCUGACCUCUUAGAUGACUGAGCGUCUUUAUCCGUCCGGCGGCUCCUCCGAGGUAACAGGAUGUCUGCAGUAGUAAUAAUACUGUAGUGGUGGCACACUGAACACACUCCACCUUCGUCAACUCUUCAUUUUGGCCAUCAGGUGGCGCCAUAGUGCAAGAUUAUAUUUCAAGAUUUUCAAACAUCGCAUUCUCAAUGUUUUUCACGUCCAAAACCACUUCCUGUGCACUAAAUAGGUUGCAUGUUAUCAUCCUUCCAUCCGUCUUCUAUACCUGGUUUAUUCCUAAUUAGGGUCACAGGGAUCUGCUGGAGGCUAUCCCAGCACACAUUGGGUGAAAGGCAGGGGUACACCCUGGACAGACAACCACACACACACAUUCCUAUGGGCAAUUUAGGAUUACCAAUCAACCUAAUGUACAUGUUUUUGGGCUGUGGGAGGAAACCGGAGUAAACCCACACAGGUUCGGGGAGAACAUGUUAUCAUAGUAAAGAUAUUUAGUUUAGUAGCAUGUGCAUUAAGACACAGCUAAUGUGUUUGGGGAGCAAGUAUGCUGAUGCGCGGAUGCUUGAUUAAUUCUAAUUCAUGCUGAUAAAUGUGCAUUAAAAAUGCUCGACAUUAUGAAAAGCUCAUGGUUUGCAAUCUUACGAAUUACGAAGACUCGCGCACUGGAUAGUCCAGGAUGAGCUCUGACCCUUGUACUUUUACAAGAGGCUGGUGUAGACCUUUGUCUAUGUUCAUGUAAUUUUCUUAAUAUAUACUUUUCUAACUUUUACUGUGAAGAAUGUAUCCGAAUAAAAGAAUAAUGACGACUAA